UAGAGAUUGUUUAUUUUUUAGCAAAGUGGUGCGCCAUGUAAUCUAAUACUUACUACCCCCGAGUGAUUGGAUAAUUUCCUCAUAGAGAACAAAUAUGAUCGAGUUCAUUCAAAAUGCGAGGGUUCAUGUAGGCAAAACUCCCUUAAAGAAGAACUUGGUUCCUUGCUCUCUGUGAUAUUUUUUAACAGUUUGAUACAUUCCUGGAGGUUCUUUACCUUUAUGUACCUGAAUUUUAGUUUUUAUUACAUCAAAAGGAUACGUUGGAAUCCAAUCCAUUAUACCAGCAAGUCCUCCAGCCAUAGCUCUGAUAAAAUACUUCUUUUUGGUAGAGUCUUGUUCCUUAAUCAGAUUUCUUGUGAGAGUAUCAUAUGUCCAGAAGUACAUUCCUCAGCAUGGCACAUCUCGAAUAACUGUCACCCACCAUCCUUGAUAUAAUCCAGUUAUCCCUUUGGUUUUUACAAUAGAUCUGAUAGCUCGCCUGUAAUUUAUAAACUUCUUUUUAUCUGCUUGAGCUCUGCACUUCAGCAGCUCUGCUGGAACAGUUGUGAUUCAUCCUGCGAAGCCUGCAAAGAAUCCUCAGAAGAGUGACUUCCACCCUUCACUGAUAUUAACUUCUUCCACCAUUCUGUGAGCCAAGGCGUUCGAUGUGAAACAGAUACAGAUAACUGAGGCUGAGUUUAUAUAGAAUUGGAAAUUACUCCUUUGAACAGUCCUCUAGCUCCUUCUCUUUGAAUUAAGCUAUUAGCUCAAUGGAAUGAUGUCUUAUAAUAGCUUGGCUGUGAGGAUUUUUCUAGCAAGUUUGUCCCUUGCAGCUGCAUCCUUAUUCUGAUGGUAUCAAUAGGGUGAGUAGCAGCGAUACCUAUCACACCAGCAAUUGUGCUUGCCACAGUGUCGUUUAAAAUUAAUCUUAAUUGUGAUAUUUUCUCUUUAUGAACUUUCAUAAGUGAUGCCUAAAUAUAUUAAAGUUCUCCUCUGUAAAUUCCACACAUAAAAUAAUGAUUCCGAUAUAGUUUCUUAAUGACACUAUUUUCAUAAAAAUAAGAUACUCAAAAUGAAUGAGGCUGGGCUAUUCUAAUCCAGAUAUUUUAGAAGCUGUUCCUGAACUAUUAAACUUGGCAUCUUUCCUGGUAGUUUAUAAAUCUGGCAAGUUUAUAAGCUAUUACUUCUUAGUGCAACAUAGAAGAGCCAUAACUCGAAAGAAACAAUCGUUCAGCUUUUAGCCUAUGAAGAGAUAGAGACUAGUGUCCAUCAAGGAUCAAGCCAGCUCGGAGCAUAAUCUCGCCUUUCCAUUAGAUGGAUGCAGCCAACCAAGUUUAGAACGUGAAGGAGGUGUCUAGUAUCUACCUCAUGAAUAUACUAGAAGCCUUGAUCCUUAUGCUAUCCUGGUUAUUUAAACUGUAAACACCAAGGAGGCAGGAUAUUUUCUUUCUAUGCUAUGAAGUGAGAAACCUCAGAUCUAAACUUCUGGAAACUAAAGUACUUACUCUGUGAGAUCCAUCUUGAAGAUUGGUUUUAAAGCUAUCAGACAUCUUUAUCUAGCCAAUGAGUAAUUAUAAAAUUUUAAACUCC
This is a messenger RNA of Moneuplotes crassus, 1569 nucleotides long. NCBI's taxonomy places the organism in Eukaryota, Ciliophora, Spirotrichea, Euplotida, Euplotidae. The record is from the annotation of a GenBank genome assembly.